This is a messenger RNA of Vitrella brassicaformis, 1927 nucleotides long. NCBI's taxonomy places the organism in Eukaryota, Vitrellaceae. The record is from the annotation of a GenBank genome assembly.
UUUGUCGUCUCCUGUAUUUGGUUGAAUGGACGGACGGGCAACGGAUGUAGUCAGUGGUAGGGACAAAAUUGGCGUCACCAACGGACGCGCAUACACGUACACACAUGCACUGGCAACGCAAGUGUGGCGUCAAAGAAAGAAAGAAAGAAAGAAAGAAAGUCUGGCUGAGCUCGUGCACAUUCAUCUCUUCAGGCACAUAAGCUAUCUGUACAUGUCAUGAAUGCAGACAUUCAUCCAUCCAUCACAAGCCACAAGAUGAUGAGAGUCCUACGAUUUGAAGACUCAUGCGUGUACCGGUCGGUCAUCGGUCACCCAUCCGGUCCAUCCACCCACGCAUCUAUGCCAUGACGCAUUCAUUAUUCAAAUCGCAUCUGAAGCGUCGGCCAAAAGCGGUGCGAAGCCCUCGCACAUGGUUCAAAAAACUGUGGCGCGUCGCGUCGCCCACCCCCCAGAGUCGAGUUGCCUCAGGGGCGCACUGCGGCCACUGCAGCAGCUGCGAUUGAUUGAUUGAUUCAUACGGUGGUGAGGACGCCGACCUGGGCCCCGUUAAUCAUGCUGGUCUCCAUCUUCUCCCGCAGGGCCAGGACGCUCUCGCGCUGGUCCUCAGGGAUGGAGUCUGAGGAGAGAUCAAAAAGGCCCCCGGUUGGUGUGCGCGCGGCUUGUCGUGUGUGUGUUGUCUCUUACCGAUAUCGACAGUCAGCGGGUCGAGCAGAGGCGUGGGGACGGUGCCGUCCUCUGCGGGCUCCUCCCACACGUCGGGCACGAACGCGGGGCCAGACACAUCCACAAACGCAGGCGGGUCAUACUGACACACACACACACACACACAUACACACACACAUACAUACACAUGCAGGCACGCACACAGCGGUGUUCAUUCAUCGAUCCAUCCAUUGAUCCAUAACCCAUACAUACGAGUUGACUGACUCACCUCUGCCAUGAGCUUGAUGUUCUCAAGGAACCUGUCAAAACAGGGUGCAGCGUAGGCGGUGAAGUCUGCAGCCUCCAUGCGCUUCUGAAGCACCACAGCGCAGCACAUGACAGACAACAUAACAUACAUGAUCUCUCAGUCCAUCCGUCCGCCAAUCGAUGACCCCUGCCUGACCUCGAAAUAGUCCCUCAGGUAUCUGACGCCUGAAGAAAGCGCUGCGAAAUCCAUGCCAACCUCCUGAGUGCAUAGCAUAAAUCAAUCAAUGUCAACCACGUCAGAACGAAUGGAUGGAUCGCAUCGAUGGCCUGCACCACUGGCUCAGCCGUUCCUUCCUUCCGCUCAUUCCUCUGCUUAGCUUACGUCAUAGAGCUCGGUCAUGUAGUCGAGCACCUCCCGCCGCAUGCAGUGGACAAUCCCCGCCGCAAUGCCGUACUGCAGCACCCGCAGGAAGGUCCCCAGGUCCUCAGAAAUCAUCUGACCCACACCGCCGUCGUCCCGCGCGAGCCCAUACGAGUCCACCACAUGCUUCCUGGCCUCCUCGAGCGCAGCGUCCCUCUCGUCAAAGAUGACCUGGGCCGCCUGCUCCCCCGGCAGCAGACCCUUGUUGGUCUCCAGCUCGAGGGGAUACACAUACCGCUGACUCGAGUCAGCGCCGCGCAACAGGUAGAUGAUGUUGCCAAAGCGCAGCUCUGCGUCGUCGAAGAGGCACUUCUGGCCUCGCAGGAAGCCCUUGAGUGCGGCGCCGUCGGGGCUGCUGUUGGCAUUCAUCCGCAGACCGUGGGAUCUGGGGUGAGCGGAUGCAGGCCGAUAGAGCAGAGGCGGUGAUGAUGACCGGAGAGCGAAGGCUGACAGGGGAGAGGGCAGCAACGCCAGGGAGAGCAACAAGACAACCAUGGAGGCAGCGAGAAACCGCCUUGCAGGGCAGAUCUGAAGAGAGCUCAUCUUCCCUGCACAAGCACAAGCUCCCGCCUGGCUCUUUGUCAGCUUCUUCCCUCC